Molecule: messenger RNA, 1315 nt
Organism: Leptopilina boulardi
Lineage: Eukaryota; Metazoa; Arthropoda; Insecta; Hymenoptera; Figitidae
Product: putative odorant receptor 85d
Exons: 10
Coding region: 9-1202 (397 amino acids)
Biological process (GO): sensory perception of smell; detection of chemical stimulus involved in sensory perception of smell
Cellular component (GO): plasma membrane
Molecular function (GO): odorant binding; olfactory receptor activity
Source: RefSeq, a predicted model, not a curated record
UUUUCAAAAUGGAUAUUUUUGAUUCACGAUAUUUUAUAAUUACUAAAAAGGGCCUUUCAUGCUUUGGAAUUUGGUGUUAUCAAAAAACUUGGCAAAAAUUUUUAUUUCAAUUUUUUAUUUUUUCCAAUGUCAUUUCGAUUAAUUAUAUUCAGAGUCUUGAUCUAAUUAAUAAUUGGGGGAAAAAUUUAGAUGACGUGCUACAUUGUUUAGGUCAAAUAAUUCUUUUUCAAAUGGGCUUAGUUGAAGUUUGUAUUUAUUCAAUCAAUCAAAAAAAAAUUAUGCAUCUUGCCAAUUGUAUAAGAAAUGACUGGAAAUUAUGGUCAUCUUCAUAUGAAUUAAAAAUACUUCGUGAACAUGCGGAAACUGGUAGAAAUUUAACACUUUUGUAUUUUGGUUAUAAUUUUAGUGCGUUUUGGUCUUAUGUAUUAUUUUCUGCCUCACCAUUAUUACUUGGUGGAAUUUUUCCUAUUUUUUUAAAUUAUACAAUGAAACCACUUUAUCCCGCAGUAUAUCCAAUUGAUAGUGAUAAAUAUUAUUUAUAUAUUUUAAUACAUAAUUACAUGACAGCUUUGUAUACAUUGGCAGCAUUUUGUGCGUGUGACUCAAUGCUGGCCGUCACAACACAACACGCUUGUGGAUUACUUGCCAUUGUCGGCUAUCGUUUGAAAAACAUUUCAAUUGAUUUUCAAUCUAUUACCAAUGAAAAUGUAGGAAAGGAAAAAGAGUUUUUUCAAAGAAACUUGUUUUAUUUUAUUAAAUAUCAUAAUUAUGCUCUCAGAUAUAUAAAGGUGCUCGAGUCCGUAUACUCUCCUUUUCUAUUCUUUUCACUCGGAAUUAAUGUGUUGACAAUAAGUUUUUCUUUAGUUCAGACAUCACUUCAAAUAGAACAAAAUGAAAGUUUCAUAGAAACUGCUAUUCUUGCAUUAGCAACUAUUUCUCAUGUUUAUUUUCUUGGUUUACCUUCACAAAAUUUAAUAAACCAGAGCACUAAUAUUUCAUGGAAUAUGUAUAAUAGCGAAUGGUAUAUGUUGCCAAUAAAAAUAAAAAAAAUAAUACCUUUUAUAAUUAGACAAGGUGAUAUACAUUGUCAAUUAAGCAUUGGAAAAAUUGCUACUUUGAAUAUGGAAACCGUUUCACAAAUUUUAAAAAUGGCAUUUUCUUAUUUCACAAUGUUAUCAGCAGUUAGUAGUACAUCUAAAUAGUAAAACAAAAUUUUUAAUAGGAGAUUUCUCAGAUUUCAAGAGAAAAAUUAUAUUCAACAAUUUGGUAUUACCUGCAUUGGUUUUUGCACUUUCAUUUAUGAUAAUAAUAAUAA